UGACAUGAUCGCUGUCAAAAUUCCAAUAAGAGGUUAAAAGUUUUCCUUGUAAGAAAAUCUUGAAAAAUCGCGUUUUAUUCGCAUUUUGCGUGUUAAAUUUGUGUGAAAACCGUGAAAACUAAUCCAGGAUGUUCCGUUCAUCUAAUUUUGAUAAACUUUUGGAUAAUGCCACGAGCCACCUCCACCUGGAGCCAGAUUGGCCGUCAAUUAUGAUGAUUUGUGACUUAAUCAGGCAGAAUGACAUUGGGGCAAAGCAGGCAAUUAUGGCCAUCAAGAAGAAAAUGCUAUCCCCUAAUCCUCAUUCAGCUAUGUACGCACUGAUUCUCCUUGAGAGUGUUGUGAAGAAUUGCGGCUCCCCUGUGCACGAGGAGAUCUCCAGCAAGGCCAAUUGUGAGAUGUUUACGAAUUUGAUAAAAGACACUCCCCAUGAGAAUGUGAAGAAUAAAAUGUUGGAGCUCAUCCAGUGCUGGGCGUAUGCUUUCCGGACAUCCCAGAAGUACAGGGCUAUUAAGGAUACGAUGACCAUUCUCAAGUCCGAGGGACACACCUUUCCGGAACUCAAAGAGGCCGAUGCGAUGUUCACGUCGGACACAGCUCCAGACUGGGCGGAUGGCGAUGUGUGCCAUCGGUGCCGUGUGGCGUUCUCAUUUACUCAACGGAAGCACCACUGUCGCAACUGUGGGCAAGUUUUCUGUGCUCAGUGCUCCUCAAAGACGAGCACUCUGCCGAAGUUUGGCAUUGAGAAGGAGGUACGUGUGUGCGAGGCGUGCUACAUGCAGCAGCAGCAGAAACCAAUUGGGAAACCCAUUGCUGGACGCCCAAGUCCUGUCGACAGUGAACUUCCGGCUGAAUACUUGGCGAGCUCACUUGCACAGCAAACGCAAACACCACCGCGGAAGACGGAUCAAGAGUUGCAGGAGGAGGAGGAACUUCAGCUGGCAAUUGCUCUGAGUCAAUCCGAAGCGGAGCAUCACACUAAAGUCAAGACGACGAUUAAUUCAUCUGUUAGGAGCUACACGAAGAGCCCUAGCCCAGAGGCACCGAUGAAGCAGAGUUUGAGCCCUACGGAUGAUCCUCCAUCUGACCCGGAAUUAUCGCGCUAUCUCAAUCGCAACUACUGGGAGCAGAGGCAGACAACUACAGAGUCUCCAGCGAGCCCCUCUGCCCCAAGUUCUGUGCAGAGUAUCACGAUGGUUAAGACAACGCCAGAGGAUACGGAAAUUGAUGAUUUCUCCAGUACAAUGAAGACACAGCUGGAGAUCUUUGUGAAUCGCAUGAAGUCAAAUUCAAGUCGUGGCCGGAGCAUUUCCAAUGAUAGCUCCGUGCAGACACUCUUUAUGAAUUUGACGUCAUUCCAUUCGAAACUUCUUGGCUACAUAAAGGUGAUGGACGACAAGAGGAUGUGGUAUGAGCAGUUGCAGGAUAAAUUGGCACAGGUGAAGGAUUCCCGGGCGGCACUUGAUGUGCUUCGGCAGGAGCAUCAGGAGAAACUUCGUCGUAUGGCUGAGGAGAUGGAGCGUCAACGGCAGCUACAGAUGGCACACAAGCUGGAGAUUAUGCGGAAGAAGAAGCAAGAGUACUUGCAGUAUCAGCGUCAACUUGCCCUGCAGCGUAUUCAGGAGCAGGAGCGGGAAAUGCAGUUGCGGCAGGAGCAGCAAAAAGCGCACUACAUGAUGGGAUCUCAGGCAUUCCCGUACAUGCCACCUGGUGCCCCGGGUGCUCCCAAUCCACACGGUUCUCCGAUGCAUCAAAUGCAGAAUCCGGGAGUUUAUCAGCAACCCCCGUAUGGGUACAAUCAGAUGGCACGUUUUCCACCUGGAACAAAUCCCAUGUAUGCUGCACCUCCUGGACAGAAUCCACAGCAGCAGCAGCAGAUGGCUAAACCUCCACCACCGGGAGGAAUGCUGCCGCCACAAACGCAGCAACCGGGGCAACCACAGCAAUUUAUGACGCCCCCACAGGCACCCAUGAUGAUGAUGAUGAAUCCCAAUAAUCCAAUGCAGGGUCAGCCGGGAAUGGACAUGAGUAAAGGUGUGGCAGGACCGAUGGGAGCACCACCGCUGUGUCAGCCGCAGGAUCAGCAAAUUCCACCGGGUGGUGGAGCCUUUCCGGGGAUGCAACCGCCGCCACAGCAGGGACAACAGCCGGGGAUGCCACCAGGAAUGGCACCUCCGGGAAUGCCUCAACCGGGUCCAAUUAUGACACAGCAACAUCCUUCGAUGAUUCCUUCUUCGGCACCGCCUCCGCAUGCCCAGCAGAUGCCCCCACAAGCCCAACAGAUGCCCCCACAGGCCCAGCAGCUACCCCCACAGCAGCCACAGCAGCAACAGGAGCCAGCCAAUGCCCAUGGGAGCCCCACGAAUCAACCAGCACCUCCUCCGGCACCUGCAAAGGUCGAAGUGAACACCGCCGAGUUAAUAAGCUUUGACUAAAACACGCCGUUGACUAUUCCAGCGAAUGUUUUACCAAUAAAUUAUCACUACAAUACAACGCUAUCGUCACAAUAUUGCCACCCAAAGUUUAUUCAAUACGCGCCCAGGUGAUUCACGGGUGGAAUAUUAUUGUCAACAAGCAGAGAGAUAUAAAAAAAAUAAACGUUCUAAGCCGCUGCAAGCGAUGUGUGAGAUUAAGGAGAAAAUAAUAAAAAACAAAAAUUCUUGUAUUGCAUAUUAAAUGAAGAUAUAAAGGUUAAUCAA
This is a messenger RNA of Lutzomyia longipalpis, 2696 nucleotides long. RefSeq names its product hepatocyte growth factor-regulated tyrosine kinase substrate (gene Hrs). The coding region runs from base 129 to 2432 and encodes 767 amino acids. The record is from RefSeq and is a predicted model, not a curated record. Gene Ontology annotation, molecular function: ubiquitin binding; metal ion binding; phosphatidylinositol binding. Lineage: Eukaryota; Metazoa; Arthropoda; Insecta; Diptera; Psychodidae. The transcript is spliced from 6 exons.